Molecule: messenger RNA, 1542 nt
Organism: Lodderomyces orthopsilosis Co 90-125
Lineage: Eukaryota; Fungi; Ascomycota; Pichiomycetes; Serinales; Debaryomycetaceae
Exons: 1
Coding region: 1-1542 (513 amino acids)
Biological process (GO): inner mitochondrial membrane organization
Cellular component (GO): mitochondrial inner membrane
Source: RefSeq, a predicted model, not a curated record
AUGGUACGAGGUAUGGCAUCUUCAUGGCGACAUCCAACAUUGUCGUCAACGGUACCACAAUUAUCCACAAUUGCCACUCGUCGUCAUAUAUCAAUCAACCACAAAUCAAUACCACAAGAUUCAACUUCGUCAUCACAAUCACCUGAUGAAACUAAUGCAUUGAACAAGACAAUUACCGAUUCGGAAAACAUUGGUGGUCGAGUGACUCAAUUGAAACCGUAUCAGACUUUAGAAACCGCUAAAUUAGAAACUUUAGGUACACCACCUACGAUCUUGUCGAUUCAUUCACCACCUUCUGUCCCUAUUUAUUUACGUCGUGGGUCAUUGUUAUCGAUAUAUGGAUUGAAAUCAAGCAACAACAACAACACCAACAGUAGUAGCAGCAGCAGCAGCAACACCCCUGCUACUGGUAGUGUCAAUAUUGACGAUGGACCUAUAAUUCGAAACACGAUAGAGUACCCGCACUGGUGGAAACAGUUAAUCCUCACUGGUAAAUUUCAAAGUUUUCAAAAAUUGAUUUCAACAAUUCCCAUAUCUUUAUUAAUCAGUAGUCAUAACAAAUCAUCAGCCAAAGCAACAACUGAUUCAUCAUUUGUGAAUUUGGUACUUGAUGGACUGAAUGAUUGGGCAAUUUUAAACAAGGAUGCAAUUCAAGUCUACACGGGAAAUUCAUUAUCCAUAAGUGUUCACAGUAUACCACGUUAUAUAUCCAAGAAAUUAACCAAGCAAUUGGGUACGGCCACUACUAGUGAUACUGCUACUAGUGGUACUAGAGGGCUUGGCUCUGUAUUUGGAUUAGGUAAAGGUACUGCUCGAGUUGAGACUGGAUUACGAGGUUUAUGGAAUAGAGGAUACACUUUGCUUAGUGGUAGGGGACAAGUUGGACUCGUGGGGAAUGGGGGCAUUUAUCAAUUGGAUGUUGGUGAACAAGAAGAAGUUUUGAUUAAUAAACGAGCCAUAUUGGCAAUCACGGUGAAUGGACCUUUUGAUUUGGAAAACUGUGUGAUUAAAGAUACAUCAACUGUUUCAUCACAACAGAGUUUACCUCCUUCAUCAUCAUCACUGUUGCAACUAAAUGCAAAAUCUAAGAAACAGGUAACAAACAAGGCAAUUGCACACCCACAAUCACCCCCUACAUCAUCGACUAUAGCAUAUCACCAACUCAAACACUACUGGUCUCGAGCUUCCCAAUGGACCAAAUCGCUCAUAAAAUACUUAUAUCAAACUUAUCACAAUUUACAAACAAAAUGGACCACCUACACACUAGGAACAAGUGACUUUGUUAAAAUCAUUGGACCCAGAAAUAUACUCAUUCAAUCUAGUUACAAUAUACCCAAGCAAAGACAACAAAUACAACAGAAACUGCAGCUGCAUCUGCUUUCAAACAGUCAUAGUGACUCAGUGACCCCGUUCACUGACUCCGAGAAGAACCCACAAGACUACUUGAGUUAUGUCACUAUUGAUCCCAAAAAGGGAGCUGUUUUCUCCAACACUCCAAAUUUCAAACAAACGGUUGAUGAAAUUGAACGCAAACUGAAUUGA